Molecule: messenger RNA, 1098 nt
Organism: Megalops cyprinoides (Indo-Pacific tarpon)
Lineage: Eukaryota; Metazoa; Chordata; Actinopteri; Elopiformes; Megalopidae
Product: tumor necrosis factor ligand superfamily member 10-like
Exons: 5
Coding region: 143-1060 (305 amino acids)
Biological process (GO): immune response
Cellular component (GO): membrane
Molecular function (GO): tumor necrosis factor receptor binding
Source: RefSeq, a predicted model, not a curated record
CACGCCGCGCUGCAGUCGUUUUCUUGGAUGAGGAAAACCGACCGCCCACCCUCGCCAAACUCGAGGAAAGUUUUUAUUUGCUCCGGACACACGGAUUACGUUUCGCCCGCGUUAUUGUUUUUGCUCAUUACAUAGGAAUGCAAUGGAAACUCAGACACCCCAAGAUUAUUUCAGGUCCGUCAGUAGCGAAUCGUCCGCGUACAUGAUGGUUCCUGCGAACAAUCGGCGAGAUGCACCGUCAAAAUUAUGUGUCGCUAUGGUGGUUAUCGUCGUGGUCGUACUGCAAAUAGCUUCAACCACUGGACUCUUCGUCUACCUAAAUAUGUCAAUAUCUCAGGUGAAGUCGCAGGGCGUUACCGAGGAGCUUCGCUGCCUGGGGCUCCUGAACGCCCUGGAUAAGGACCAGGACAUCCCGCCCCACCUGGUGCCGCUGUUCGGGGAGCCCUGCAUCAAGCUGGCCGAGGGCAUCAAGGCCUACAUCUCCAAGGUGACAGAGAACCUAAUUUCAAAGCACGCAUUUCAAGAAGCUCGAGCCCAACCUCGCACUAAACAUGUCACCACUGUUACCCAGAGACCUUCUGCCCACCUCACACUCCGAGACAGCGGCCUACAAGUCUUACAGACCCCCCAGGCAGACCUGCACCAGUCUUGUCGGCACCCGCUCCGCUCGUGGGGUAACCAGAGUUUCGGGGCUCACCUCCACAACAUGAGCGUGUCGAACGGGCGUCUGCGGGUGCCCCAGGACGGCCGCUACUACCUGUACGCGCAGGUGUACUUCCGGUCCCCGUGGGCAGGCGAGGGCGAGCAGGGCGGGACGGGCCGUGAGCUGGUGCAGUGUGUGUAUAAGAAGACGUCCUACGCGCGGCCGAUCCAGCUGCUGAAGGGCGUGGGGACCCGCUGCUGGGCCCCCGACGCUGAGUACGCCCUGCACUCCGUCUACCAGGGUGGCCUGUUCCAGCUGCGUGCCGGCGACGAGCUCUUUGUCUCCGUCUCCUCCCCCAGCAUCGUCCACGCCGAUGACUCCUCCAGCUACUUCGGUGCCUUCCGGCUUGACCUCUGACCCCAACCCGUCACCCCCCCGGGCCCCCCCGGCUGGGC